AGAUGGGAAGAUGUGGCGAGUGGUGGGGUCAUGUUGGAGGUGGCGGAGGAUUAUGUGUUGUAUUUGCCGGCUGGUGGGGUGAAAGGUGAGGACUAGGGGGACUCUGCCCUUGUUGUGAGUGCGGGGAUGGGGAGAGAGAGCAGUGUUACGGGGUAUGGAUGAGACCCUGGUGCGAGCCUCAUCUAUGGUGGAGGAGGGGAAUCCCCGUUCCCUGAAGAACAAGGACAUUUCCGAUGCCCUGGUGUGGAACGUCUCAUCCUGGGAGCAGAUGCGGCGUAGGCGGAGGAAUUGGGAGUAGGGGAUGGAGUCUUUAAAGAGGGCAGGGUGGGAAGACAUGUAGUCCAGAUAGCCAUGUGAGUCAGUUGGUUUGUAGCGUAUGUCGGUCAGAAGUCUGUCCCCUGCGAUGGAGAUGGUGAGGUCAAGGAAUGGUAGGGAAGUGUCGGAAAUGGUCCAGGUGUAUUGGAGUGCCGGAUGGAAGUUAGUGGUGAAGUGGAUGAAGUCAGUCAGUUGUGUGUGGGUGCAGGAGGUGGCACUAAAGCAGUCGUCGAUGUAACGGAGGUAGAGGUCGGGGAUGGGGCCCUGGUACGUAUUGAGCAAGGAUAGGUGGCUGUGCCCUUGGAUGCAGGGACGGGCGGUCGGUGUGCGUGCGCCUUUAAGGGGCGGGAUUGUCGCAACUCAGGUUAGUAUCCGUGAAACGAGACAUUGUAGCGGCGGUGGCGGCGGCGGCAAAGGCAAAGACCUGGAGCGGAUCCGCGGGGGAAGCCGGAGCGCAGAUCAGAUCAGAUCAGAUCAGAGGAGCGGAGACGUGGAACUCGGGCAGCGGACACCCGGCUUCAUCCCGAGCCGUAGCCAGGGAGCGGAGCGCCGGUACACGGGCACACGGCAAGGAUGUACCUGAGUGGCCAGUUCCCCGGUGUUGGUGUGUGCCGCGGGCUGCUGCUGAUGUGGACGGUGAUGGCGGUGGACGGGACGCGGUGGAACGGCACCGUCCCGCCCCCCGCUGCCUUCCUGCGAGACCUCCUCAGCCGUUACGGUGAACACCAGGUGUUGGAGCUGCACCAGCUGAAGGCGCUGCUCAACCGGCUGGACGUGGGUGUCGGCAACACCGGGGCCCGCACCGGCAACCGGAGCCUCGACAAGUGUUUCUCGUCGGCGGAGAUCUUUGCCAUCCACCAGCUGACCAACAGCAGCCGCAUUGAUGGUGCUGCCCUGACGCACAUCUGCCCCACCGUCCUGCAACAGCUGGAGAGCGGAGCGUGCACGGCUGACAACCUGGAGGACCAGGAGGACGAGGUGACCGACGGGCAGAAGCCCAGCGCCACAGAAGUCUGGGGUUAUGGUUUCCUCUGUGUGACUGUGAUCUCGCUCUGCUCGCUGCUGGGAGCCAGUGUGGUGCCAUUUAUGAGGAGAACCUUUUACAAGCGGCUGCUGCUGUAUUUCAUUGCCCUGGCCAUCGGUACCCUCUACUCUAAUGCACUCUUUCAGCUCAUCCCUGAGGCCUUUGGCUUUGACCCCAGGAAGCCGGAUUAUGUGACCAAGUCGGUGGUGGUCUUCGGUGGAUUCUAUCUGUUCUUCUUCACCGAGAAAAUCCUCAAGAUGAUCAUGAAACCCAAGGAGAAGCGCCGAGUGAAGGGCCACAGUCACUGCUGUCCGGAGCAGCUGAUGACGGGCAGUGAGCAGGAGGACGGGGCAUUGGAGAAGCUGCAGAACGGUGGCGUGGGGCGGGCACCCUGCCCAGGCAGUGGCGACUGUGAGCGGCAGAGUCUGUCCGAGGCAGCCCGGCCUGGAGGGGCCGGUCACCCACAGGAGCGUUGCCAUGGCAACUGCUACUGGCUGAAGGGCAGCCGGUACUCGGACAUCGGGACUCUGGCCUGGAUGGUGACCCUGAGCGACGGGCUGCACAACUUCAUCGACGGCCUGGCCAUCGGCGCCUCCUUCACCGUCUCUGUCUUCCAGGGGGUCAGCACCUCCAUCGCCAUCUUGUGUGAGGAGUUCCCCCACGAGCUGGGUGACUUUGUCAUCCUACUGAAUGCGGGCAUGAGUUUACAGCAGGCUCUCUUCUUCAACUUCCUGUCCGCCUGCUGCUGCUACCUGGGCCUGGCCUUUGGGAUCCUGGCCGGCAACCACUUCUCCCCCAGCUGGAUCUUCGCCCUGGCGGGGGGCAUGUUCCUCUACAUCGCCCUGGCCGACAUGUUCCCCGAGAUGAACGAGGUGAGCAAAGAUGAGGAUGGGCAGGAGUCGACAUCGCUGGUGGUCUUUGCGAUACAGAACGCUGGACUACUGACCGGGUUUGCCAUCAUGUUGCUGCUCACCAUGUACUCGGGGUCCAUCCAGUUCGGCUAGAGACGGUGACGGGCACGGCCGCGGUGUCGGGCAGCGCUGGCGGUCAGUGUGCCCGGAGCACUGAAGGCCAGGGAGCCGGGCAGUGCUAGUGGUCAGUGUGCCGGUCACGGAUUCGGCCAGUGCUGGUGGCCAUGGAUCUGGACAAUGCUUCCGGUCAUUUUGCUGGUCAAUGCCACCAGUCACUGUGCUGGCGGUCACUGCGGCCGCUGACCCUCACACGGAGCGGGUCUCCGGCCAUCGAGGGGGCAUGGACACGCCGGCAUCCCCAACGCCGCCUCCGAUUCAGAAACACGCUGGUGGCAGGACACGUCCAUAGUCUGUUUAGCAGCAAAGUGAUUCCUGCUCCUCCCGACCGGUCCAAGACUGGACACUCUCCAGGGUGGUCACAGUUACGGCUGACCCAUCCCCCCCAUGGCCACACAUUCCAAGCCCAGCCCCAGUGGGGACACAGGGAGUGCAGGUUUACUGGGAGUGGGGCAGGCUUUAGGUGAAAGAACCCUCACUCUUUCCCCCCCCAAUCGCACUCCCAGGUCUCCUGCUGCCCUUUUGUUCCCAGUCCAGUCGUGGACAUUAGUCGAAAGGUUGUGAGGAUGUGUGAGCAUUAUUGAGGGCGUUAUUGGUGGAUGUGGGCAUUUAUGAGGGGCUAU
Leucoraja erinaceus (little skate) is the source of this 2990-nucleotide messenger RNA. It is a transcript of the gene slc39a14, whose product is annotated as solute carrier family 39 member 14. Bases 889 to 2343 code for a protein of 484 amino acids. NCBI's taxonomy places the organism in Eukaryota, Metazoa, Chordata, Chondrichthyes, Rajiformes, Rajidae. The record is from RefSeq and is a predicted model, not a curated record. Gene Ontology annotation, molecular function: zinc ion transmembrane transporter activity. Gene Ontology annotation, biological process: zinc ion import across plasma membrane; intracellular zinc ion homeostasis. The transcript is spliced from 9 exons. Gene Ontology annotation, cellular component: membrane.